GCAAGAGAGGUGUUCAAGUGGAGUAGAGAGUCCAGAAAUGUAUCUCAGUUUGAUAUCACGAAAAAUGGUGAACCGGCACGGCACGGAUGGAAUUAUAGAUGGAUAGUUGGUUAUGACCAUGAUGCUGAAAAUUUCUCUGUUCGUCAUUAUAGCUCUCAUUUCAAUGACAAGUGCUCAGAGGAAUUAACAGAUAAGGUUCUUAGAAAUAUUCCAGAAUUUGUAAAGAUAGUUGAAGUUGGACCGCGAGAUGGAUUGCAGAAUGAGAAAAACAUUGUCCCUACCUCUGUAAAGGUUGAAUUGAUUAAAAUGCUAGUCUCUUCGGGGUUACAAGUUAUAGAAGCUACAAGUUUUGUCUCACCAAAAUGUGUUUAACAGAUGCUAAGGAUGUAAUGGAAGCAAUUCAAGAUGUUGAAGGAGCUAGUUUCCCUGUGUUAACUCCUAAUCUUAAAGGUUUUGAGGCAGCUGUUGCUGCUGGUGCUAAGGAAGUUGCCAUCUUUCCUGCGGCCUCUGAGUCCUUUUCAAAAAGAAAUCUCAACUGUAGCAUUGAGGAUAGUUUAAUUCGGUGUCGUGAUGUUGCCCGUGCUGCUAAAAAGCUUUCAAUCCUGUUCGUGGGUACUGUUAUUCCAAUGCUUAAGGCUGUUAUUAACGUCGUGCCUUUUGACAUGAUAGCUGUCCAUUUUCAUGAUAUAUAUGGACAGGCUCUUUCAAAUACACUGGUCUCCCUCCAGGCAGGGAUCAGCACUGUGGACUCAUCAGUCUCCGGUCUUGGGGGCUGCCCAUAUGCCAAAGGAGCUACUGGCAAUGUCGCGACUGAGGAUGUUGUGUACAUGCUUAAUGGACUUGGAGUGAGGACCAAUGUGGAUCUCGAAAAGCUCAUCAUGGCUGGGGAAUUCAUUUCGAAUCACUUGGGACGCUCAUCUGGUUCAAAGGCAGCAACUGCCUUGAGAAAAGUUCCUUCUUGUUCCUCCAAGCUAUGAGGUAAUGGGACUUUUGUUAGCUCCUUCCAUUCUGUAAACUUAUGCAUGGACAUCCACAUGCAUUGACAGUAUUGUUCCAAACUGAACAGAUAAAAACAGAAUGAAAAUAAAAACUUCAGCUUUAGAGCCCCCUCACUCCUUAAGAUAAAGACAGAGAACGUUGUACGUAAUUGAAUUAGAAAUAUAUCAUAUAGGAUAGAUUACUGUGUUGAGCUAUUA
Molecule: messenger RNA, 1196 nt
Organism: Humulus lupulus (European hop)
Lineage: Eukaryota; Viridiplantae; Streptophyta; Magnoliopsida; Rosales; Cannabaceae
Product: hydroxymethylglutaryl-CoA lyase, mitochondrial-like
Exons: 6
Coding region: 363-977 (204 amino acids)
Biological process (GO): L-leucine catabolic process; ketone body biosynthetic process
Molecular function (GO): hydroxymethylglutaryl-CoA lyase activity
Source: RefSeq, a predicted model, not a curated record